Phalacrocorax carbo (great cormorant) is the source of this 3876-nucleotide messenger RNA. The record is from RefSeq and is a predicted model, not a curated record. Lineage: Eukaryota; Metazoa; Chordata; Aves; Suliformes; Phalacrocoracidae.
CCCCCCGCCCCACCCCCCCCGCGUCCUCUCCGCUCCCGCCGCCGGCCAACGGCUCCCCCUGCCCGGCCCCCGGCGCCCUUUCUCGACGGCCGCCGCCGGGUCCUCGCCGGGCGGCAGCUCUGCGAGCCGCAUGCCGGGAGCCGAGGAGGAGCAGGAGGGGGCGAGAAAAAAAAUGAAUUCUGACAGCUCAGCACUUACCAUGAGUAGCCCUGCUGUAAUAAACCAAUGUGCCAGAGGAGGAAUGAAAGAAGAGAAACUUUGGCCGAAACAACAGCAACAGAACAAUUUUACCUUGUUUCCUUCUACCAAGGGCUGGAAUUUCAGAGGGAAGAAACGAAAACAGAGUACUCAAGAUGAAGAUACAAUCAGUAUCUGCAGCCUGGAUACAAGUGAGCCCAGUAACAAACGGGUCAAGCCACUUUCCAGAGUUACAUCACUAGCAAGUCUCAUUCCUCCUGUACGAGCCACUCCAUUGAAACGGUUCAGCCAGACACUUCAGCGUUCUAUCAGUUUCCGUAGUGACAGUCGCCCAGAUCUGUUGAGUCCACGACCAUGGUCUCGAAAUAUGCCCCCUGCUAGCACAAAGCGGAGAGACAGCAAACUAUGGAGUGAGACCUUUGAUGUUUGUGUCAAUCACAUGCUUACUUCUAAAGAAAUAAAGCGUCAGGAGGCUAUCUUUGAGCUUUCCCAGGGAGAAGAAGACUUGAUAGAAGAUCUGAAGUUAGCAAAAAAGGCUUAUCAUGACCCAAUGCUUAAACUUUCCAUAAUGACAGAGCAAGAGUUGAACCAAAUUUUUGGAACAUUGGACUCUCUAAUUCCUCUACAUGAAGAUCUUCUUAGGCGACUUCAAGAAGUCAGGAAACCUGAUGGAUCAACAGAACGUGUUGGCCAUAUCCUUGUGGGCUGGCUUCCAUGCCUAAACUCCUAUGAUAGCUACUGCAGCAACCAAGUAGCAGCCAAAGCUUUAUUGGAUCACAAGAAGCAAGAUCACAGAGUGCAAGAUUUCCUACAGCGCUGCUUAGAGUCUCCUUUUAGUCGAAAACUGGACCUUUGGAAUUUCCUUGACAUCCCAAGAAGCCGUUUGGUUAAAUACCCAUUACUGCUCAGAGAGAUUUUGAGACACACACCAAAUGAUCAUCCAGAUCAGCAGCACCUUGAAGAAGCUAUAAAUAUAAUUCAGGGCAUAGUGGCUGAAAUCAACAUCAAGACUGGUGAAUCUGAAUGCCAGUAUUACAAAGAGAGACUUAUUUAUCUUGAAGAAGGCCAAAGGGAUUCACUGAUUGAUAAUUCACGUGUUGUAUGUUGUCAUGGUGAACUGAAGAACAACAGGGGAGUGAAACUGCACGUCUUCCUCUUUGAAGAAGUGUUGGUGAUUACUCGAGCUAUCACCCAUAAUGAACAGCUCUGCUACCAGCUGUACCGGCAGCCAAUUCCAGUGAGGGAGCUUGUGCUAGAGGAUUUGCAAGAUGGAGAGGUGCGAUUGGGUGGAUCCAUACGUGGUGCAUUCAGCAACAAUGAGAGAAUCAAAAACUUCUUUAGAGUCAGCUUCAAAAAUGGAUCUCAAAGCCAGACUCACUCACUCCAAGCCAAUGACUCCUUCAACAAACAACAGUGGCUUAACUGUAUCCGCCAGGCCAAAGAAAAAGUUACGUGUGCAGGCAAAGCUGGCGUGCUGAACUCAGAAGCACAUUUUCUUCUGUCACCAAAUGGAAGCAGAGUACCCCAGGGAGAAACCACGCUCGAGCAAAUGGACCAAUCAGACUGUGAGUCAGACUGUAGUAUGGACACCAGCGAGAUCAGCAUCGACUGUGAACGUAUGGAACAGACAAACUCUUGUGAAAAUGAAAAGCAAACAGAAACCAAUGUUUGACAAAAACUCAAGAGUUCAUGGAAGAAAGUCUGUCUCUUACCUGUACAGUAUUUGCAUUCCAUACAUGGAACCAUUUGCAGAAGCACUUUUAAAUUUUUUUUUUUGUGACAGUGUCAAUGCAGUCCUUGUAUUCGUACCUAUGAGUGUCGUACUGUAACUGCCGAUCUGUGUAAGCUGGAAUCUCUUGCAACUCAUGUCCUGUGAUUAUAUUCCAUAAACAUCUAAAGUGGAUGAAAGAGGUACUUGACCAGUUAUUCUCAAUGUCCUGCUGUAAACAGAAUCUCUAAACUGCUGUUUAUAUGAGAGUUACAUAAAGAAUCUUUUCAUAAUUUUUAAAGUACUUUAUUUGCCCUUUAAUGGGGCAGCUGAAGAUGUGGUCUUAAUAUGGAGUUCCAGGAUAGGUAUCAAGAUCAUAAGUUUUCGUAAAGCCAUGGAAGGAAAAAAUAGUUUCUUGGAAAAAAGAAAACCAUCUUGCAAUAACCAGUCUGAAUUCUUACAGUGUUAAAUCAACAAGAACUAUAAACAAUGGGCCAUGUAACUAGUGGCUCUUUAGGGAUUAAUUUUUCAAAAUGAAGCACUGUCCUAAGAUCCAGCAGCCAAACUUAUUACAAUCUGGUCAGGUAAAGUGGUCAGCAUAGUGCUAUGGUUUAUUUAUCAAAGCAUGUAAUGCUAAAAAUAAUCAACUGGGAAAAAAAAAACCAAAACAACAAAAAACCCCCAAACAAACAAAACCAAACGCAACUGAAUCUCUACAGCCAGCACUGAAUUAAAUGAAAUGCUGAGAAUACUGGGUAUUUGUAAAUAAGCUGGUAGUUUGUUUUCAGUGCCAUAUAUAUAUAUGUGUAUGUGUGUGUGUAUAUAUAUAUAUAUAUAUAUAUAUAUAUUAUUCCGAACAGGAUAAGAAUGAAAAAAAAGCUUUUGCUUGUGAAUAGGCCCUCUUCAGCAUUUUGCACUCCACUGACCUCCACUGUUGGUUUUAAGCACCACUAAACUAAUGUUAAAGCAUUUAAUUUUCUGUAAAUGUCUGUUUACAAUUACAUGCAGUUGGUUUAUAAACUAAGUGACAAUUUUAUACAAAUGGUGCUCUACAAAUACCCUAUGGGAUUAUGUAGAGAAAGUUUAAACAAAAAGGGAAUUGCUUUCCUUUAGGAUGUAUUACAUCCUUUAUAUUUUUCUCAAGUUUCGUUUCAGAAGUUUUGUUGCAUUUAAUUUCAUGCUGCAAUUGGAAACGUUACUGUGUUUUCUGGUGGCUGAUUUAAUCUACUCAUUAUGAUGAGAAGCAGAUGAGUCACUUAAACGCAGUCUAAAACACUCAAUUCAACAUCCUGUUACUUUUCAGGAAUCCCUGGGUAGUAUUUUAUUUCUUAGUAUGGGAAAUAAUGCCAGUGCUGUAUGGCAAGCUACGAAAAUGAUAUAUUAAUAAAUUUAAAUGAUCCUUGAUAUUACACAAGAUAACCUGUGCAAAGUACUUCUACCAACAAAAGUGAAAAACUGAUAAGUUAUUGCCAAAAACAUUUUUCUUGUGUUCUACAAGUUUACAGAAAAUAGUAAAUGUCAAGUAUCUUACUAUCUAUGCUGAUGUGCGUUACAGAAAUCAGCACGACAAGAUGAUAAAUCAAUAUAAAACAAGGUAUUUUUAUUUUUUAAACAAAUGUCAUUUUUACCCGAUAGAACAUAUUUCUGUAUUUAUAGUUUUUCAAAAAAGUCAGUUUUCUGUAUCAGGCUUUGUAAUUUAUUUCAACUGCUUCAUUUUUAGAGCUGAAUGAAUAUGCCAGUGAAGCUGAGAGAAAGAAAAAACCUGCAGAAGGCAGGCAUAGGAAAGCAUAUUAGAUGAUGAACCAUUUUCAUAAAACCUAUUCAGCAAAAUGUUUAAAAAGAGAGAAGAGCAUGUAAAGUGUUCAGACAGAGAAGAAAGAAUGAAUGUGUGUAUUGAUUUUUUUUAAUAAUAGCCUUAAACUUUUCUGGAAGCAUUUCAAAUAAAUUACAUUAAACCAUUUUGAUUUUUA